AUGUCCACAGCAGGGUCCCAGGCGGGCCUCGAGACGUUCGACGCGCUCAACAUCGACUAUGAAAAGGCCUACCAUGACAACCCGUUCAAGGUGGCGUGUGUCAAGACGGCCAUUUCCAUGCUGCCGCCCGGAUCGAGGGUGCUAGAUGUGGGUUGCGGCACAGGCAUGCCCGUGUCUCAACUGUUAUCGACCGCGGGCCUCGAGGUCUUCGGCUUCGACAUCUCGCCCAAGAUGGUCCACUACGCGCAGUCCCGCGUCAAGGGCACGUUUGUCGUGUCCGACAUGCUCCAGUAUCAACCACCUGCGGGCCAGCAGCAGUUCGCGGGCGUGUUCAUCAUCUUCGCGCACCUGCAGCUCUCGUACGCCGAUUUCCACGCCGCAGCGUACAAGUUCGCCCAGGUGCUGCAGCCCGGUGGCAUUCUCGUGCUGGGUCAAAUGCCCGCGGACAAUUACGUGCGGGCCGAGUCGGAUUGGGAUGCCACCAAGACGUACGUCGAGGAUUACGACGCGCCGUUCAUGGGGGAGAUGUUGCCGACGCUGGCGCUGAGCGCCGAGGGCCAGCUUGAGUUCCUGCGGUCCAUGGGGUUGGAGAUUGUCAGCAACAAGAUCGACACGUUCCAGCCGAACAACCCCAAGUGUUUGCCCGAGGAGCAGCAGUAUAUCAUUGCGAGGCGGCCGGAUGACAGGCCUCUGUCGCCGCCGACGCCGCUUCCGAAGACAACGAGCUAG
This is a messenger RNA of Cladophialophora carrionii CBS 160.54, 729 nucleotides long. RefSeq lists its product as uncharacterized. The coding region runs from base 1 to 729 and encodes 242 amino acids. The transcript has a single exon. The record is from RefSeq and is a predicted model, not a curated record. NCBI's taxonomy places the organism in Eukaryota, Fungi, Ascomycota, Eurotiomycetes, Chaetothyriales, Herpotrichiellaceae.